Messenger RNA from Drosophila biarmipes, 2751 nucleotides. Its product is annotated as glycosaminoglycan xylosylkinase homolog. Gene Ontology annotation, molecular function: phosphotransferase activity, alcohol group as acceptor. Lineage: Eukaryota; Metazoa; Arthropoda; Insecta; Diptera; Drosophilidae. Gene Ontology annotation, cellular component: Golgi apparatus. The transcript is spliced from 6 exons. Bases 940 to 2205 code for a protein of 421 amino acids. Gene Ontology annotation, biological process: protein phosphorylation. The record is from RefSeq and is a predicted model, not a curated record.
UUGCACUUUUUGUUGUGAUUUUCCUGCGCCGGUGAAAAGUGCACGUUUUUCCCAUUUUCGCCGCCAUAAACAAAAGCUAUUUAUACCCGAUCGGCCAAACAAGAGAGGCGGUCUAAGUGCGGCGCAGAAUUCUUUGUUUUUAUCGGUGCCGCACAGGUUUCCCGAUUUCGAAUGCGUGCAGUUGGGCCCGCGGAUGAGGCUACACCUAUGUAUUAUGUUGGCCAAAAACAAGGCGGCGACCAAUUAGAGCAGCGGCAGCAGAAGAGGAAGCACACGAUUUAUUGGGCAAUUGUGGCCAAGAAUCCGAAAGAGGCCACUUUGCGCUUGUAAACAAUCGGAUGGUGAACCGGGGAUCGAUUGUGAUGUGUGGGUUAUAGAAACAGAUGUAUCUUCAGUCAUAGAAACUAGUACAUGUGGAUAGUACUACUCAAAAGAAAGUCCCUUUCAUCCAACAGGAAUUUUUCCUCCUACACCGCCUUUCACAAGUGAAUAUACUAUAAGAAUAAGAUGAUAAGAUAAGCCGAGAACCCGGAAACUUUGAGGUACCCCUGCCACUUGCCAAGAAUCCGGGGAUAAAUGGGGUCAUCGGCUGUAAACAACCGGAUACGAGUGACUUGUUGCUUUAGAUGCGGCCACAAUUAAUUUGCAAAACAAUGGACUGAUGCGAACAGUUGUUAGCCGAUGUCUGCCAAAAAAAAGAGAAAAAAAACAUAAGAAACUACAACAAUUGCCAGAGCAACGGCAGCAACAAUUGCAAGUGCAGCAAAUAUUGCCCGAAAAACAGUAGCAACAACUGCCACAAGAACACAGCAACAACAGCAGCAUGCCACGGCAGCCCGGCCAUAUCAACAUUUCGACUAGAAUUGAGCAAUUUGCCAGUGCUGCUGCCGCCGCUGCGUGUACGUAAUAUUAUAAAUAGGCCAUCGCCCAGGCUGCAGGAUGAACAAGCGCAGCGUCGUCAUCGCUGGCAUCGUGGCCAGCCUGCUGGGCCUGGCGAUCGGUGCCAACUUCUACUUCAUGUACUACCUGAGCGCCGAGGAGAGCCACCUGGCCAGCGUGCGGGCGCUGGAGAACAUGAUCCGGCACAAGAUGCGCCACCUGAAGCCCAACUACCUCAACCGCAAUCCGCGCUUCUUCAUGUUCCGCAACAAGCUGCUGAAGAACUACAAGGCGGCGCCGUACGAGAACGCCAGUGUCCUCUGGGACAUUGCCAACUGGUGGCCCCACGAAAAUGAGGUCUAUCCGCUGUACGACUCCUCGAUGGGCCAGCUUCUGGAAACAAUGCGCCGCGAGCCGAUCACCAGAGUCAGCAACCUGGCACGCGGCACCCAGCUGAAGCUCCUUAUGCGCCUCUCGCAGCAGCAGAAGGUGAUCUUCAAACCGCAGUGGUAUCCGCGGGACGAGGUCAUAGAGGGCAUGGUGUACAGCGGCAAGGAUCGGCACACUGCUGAGGUGUAUGCCUUCUAUCUAGGCGCAGUGCUCGACUUCCGGUGGACGCCCAUAGUAGUUGGUCGAGUGGUCAACUUGAAGAGGGAGAUCUACGCCAACGGCGAUCAGGAGCUACAGCAAACCAUCAACAUUGAAACGGACGAGGAUGGCAAGGAGAGGUACUGCCUGUUUGGAAAGUGUCACUACUGCAACGAGGAGGAGACCGUCUGCGGUGAUGAGAGGCACAAUAUCGAGGGAGUGCUCAUCUAUAUUGUGCCCGGAACGAUGGCCAAGCGGCGAUCGCCUUGGCAGCGAACCUAUAAAGAGGACAAGCGGGCGCCCUGGGAGGACGACAUGACCUAUUGCAAAUCGUUGAAAAAUAAAAUGGAGACAAUUCGCCUGCUGGACCUCAUAGAUGCGGCCAUUUUCGACUACCUUAUUCAGAAUGGGGAUCGCCAUCACUACGAGACGCGGGAAGAGCGCGUGGUGCUCAUAGACAAUGGCAAGGCUUUUGGCAAUCCGAACAAGGAUCACUUGGAUAUCCUGGCGCCACUCUACCAGUGCUGCCUCCUACGAAAGUCCACGUGGGAUCGUCUGCAGGUCUUCUCCGGCGGCGUGCUGACGGAAAUCAUCGAUCGACUGUCCAAACAGGAUGCCCUCUAUCCACUCAUCACGGAUAAGCAUAAAAAGGGGGUGGAGCGACGACUUCUAGUGGUCUAUGCGGUGGUGGAACACUGCAUGGACAUCGAGGGCGAAAAAAUGUUCAAAACUCUGUAGUUCAGGCUUGAGAUUAGGGCAGAAUGGCCAGCGCUAGAGCUUCCGGAACUCACUUUCCACGUCCUACAUAAGAACUUAGCUAAAGCUAGCUAGAAUUGUAUCUAAUAAUCUUAGUCAAUGUUUCCUUCGACGGCUGUCAAUAUUGUUCUCACACUGUCCUAAAGUAAGCCACCCUUGCAGUCAAAACUGUUUAGUAUAGCAAUGAUAUUUCCGUCUCCAAGUUAUCCGUAUAAAUAAUCAAAAUGAUAAUGCGAAAAAUCGCGCUGCCAGCCUUUUAGGAAUUUUAACAUCGAAACUUAAUCGAAUGCAAUUUUUAGACAUGAAAACUCGGAUAAAAUCCUUUAGCAUGACAAUUCUCACGACAAUCCGUUUAUGACUUUUAAUAUCUUUCCAUUUCAGCACUCGAAACCGGACCUUAAAAACAUAUCCGAUAGUCUAGUUUAAUGAAUAGUUACGGUUGUUAUUUAAUAGGUAAUAUUUUAGGAAAUUGCAAAUUCAAAAAUUAUAGUUUUGUAACAUACGAAAAUAAACAAUUGUCUAAAUCAA